UCUGUUCUUGCACGUGCGGGCGCGGCGCCAGCCUGCUUUGCAUUUGUAAGCAAGGCGCGCGCCGCCGUGCCCCAACUUGUCGCGCCAGGAUGGCAGGGCUGCUCACGUCCGGGGCUGCCGUGUCUGUGUGGCUAAGCAUUGCUUCGCAAUGAUUCUCGCUAUGCUAUUGCAGCGUCGCGCCCCCUUUGUGUCCCUUGACUCUGCCUGCAGCGAAAU
Molecule: messenger RNA, 216 nt
Organism: Amoebophrya sp. A120
Lineage: Eukaryota; Dinophyceae; Syndiniales; Amoebophryaceae
Source: the annotation of a GenBank genome assembly